Molecule: messenger RNA, 1922 nt
Organism: Hydractinia symbiolongicarpus
Lineage: Eukaryota; Metazoa; Cnidaria; Hydrozoa; Anthoathecata; Hydractiniidae
Product: ephrin-B2a-like
Exons: 6
Coding region: 75-1079 (334 amino acids)
Biological process (GO): axon guidance; ephrin receptor signaling pathway
Cellular component (GO): plasma membrane
Molecular function (GO): ephrin receptor binding
Source: RefSeq, a predicted model, not a curated record
UAUGCAUUAUAUUUAUCGUUUUAGAAAAAUAUUUAACAAAAUAAAACUUUCAAAAAACAAAACUGUAGCUAAGAAUGUUCAGUCAAAAGAUUUUAAUAUUUUACACCUUCAUUUACAUGGCAGAAUGUUUACUAUUGCCUACAUUUUACUGGGAUAUUCGAAAUCCACUAUUCAACUUGCAAGAUUGUGAUGAUGAGUACACAAAUAUAUUUAUUGAUAGUGGUUCUCAAAUGAACUUUUUAUGUCCAUCCAGUGUAAUAAGAUUCACAGGCGAAAAAUCUGAAGUCAGCAAGAGUGAUUUAUAUGAGAGCAUGUAUCUUGUCGAAGAAGAAGAAUUUAAAAACUGUGAUAUUAAUAAAAGUAAAGAAAAUCGCAUACUUAAUUGUAAUUCUCCGCUGAAUCCCAAUAAUAUAAUUUUCAAGACCUGGUAUAUCUCAGAUAUUACGUCAGGCAGUCACUCGUUUGGUGUCAAUAAAACAUAUUUUCUUGUUGCAACAUCUAAUGGAACAGUAAGUGGAAUAAAUAACCUAAAAGGUGGUCGUUGUGAAACCAAUAAUAUGCGAAUUGCACUUACAGUCUGUGAGGUUGGUUCGAACUGUCAUAAAAGACCGGCAUGUAGAAAUCCUAAAAAAGCUUUCACAGUCACAUCAACAACGUCAACAACAACAACAACAACAACAACGUCGUCGACGACGUCAACUAUGAAGACGACAAAAAAGAAAAUAGUUGCACUUCCGUCUCAAUCAGACAAACAAUGUGGUGAAACAACUUUCACAACAAUAACUGCAAUAUGUCUCAUCUUGGGAUUAAUUUUUGGACUUUUAACUGGAGUAGGAUUAAUACUGGUUCUGCAAAGAAUUAAAAACAGAGAAGAAAAAGAACCGCCUAAAACAGCUAACAUGGCGCCAACUGUGGAGUUAGACCCGAAUGAGACUUUAAGGAGGGAGGCGAAUCGUAAAUAUUUCAGCGCGGACAAUCCUACGUAUAGACAUUCCACUGAAUUCAAAAGAUUACUAAGCACGAACUCCGCCUCAUCUACUGAAAGACAUUCUGUUGUCCCAUUGGGUGAAUACGAGUAACCAUGGCAAUAGCAUACUUUUAUACUGAAUUUAUUUAUCUAGCAAUUUUUUAUAGUUUUUUUUUAUAUCAGAAUAGUUAUGUUGUUUUUUCACGUAAAUGUUUGUGUUGCAAAUAUUUUAUAUGCUGCGCGCAUGCGCAGAAACAACAUACUGAUUUUUAUGUUUUCAGUUUCUUUUUUCUUCUGUCAAUAGAUUCUAAUUAAUUGUUGAAAUUAAAAUUUCAUAUGUUUCGUGUAUAUAGUAGCACUUUAGUCAAUGGUGUAAAAAUUUCAUCAACCCAGCCGACCCACAAACCAUCGAGACAAAUAGUUUCAUAAGCUGGGUAAAAGAGACUUCUUUUUGAUGAUUGAGAUAAAAUAUCUCCAUUAUACAUACAGUAUUUUUUUUAAUGAUAGAAUUUUUAGCUUUUUUUAUAAACGUUUUUUCGAAGCAAUGAUAAGUUUUCUGCGUAAAAUGUAUCUAUACAGAGUAGACGUUCGUGUGUAGUCUUGUCCUGUACUGAAUCAUCCAAACACUAGGAUGAGUAGUAUCUAUGCAAAGUUGAAUCUCCCUGUACAGUGUUAUCUUAAAUUCUUCACAGCGUUAAGUAGCAAGUAUUUCGUUUUGUGUUUUUUAACAUUUUUAUUUGCAACCUCGUCACCAGACUGUAAUGGUAAUUGAUUGUAAUACUAGGACUUCUCAUAUAAAUUUGGAUCUUUGAUCCUAGAUUUGUAUAUAGGCUAUGGUGUUUUUACCAGACUCCUUUUUAUAAAAAGGAACUGGUAACGGAGUUAUGUGUGUUUAUUGUGUAAAUACGUUAUGUUAAAAAUUCAUUUUUUAAAAUAGCAGGGAACUGGUAACUAA